This is a messenger RNA of Plasmodium gallinaceum, 1497 nucleotides long. It is a transcript of the gene PRPF19, whose product is annotated as pre-mRNA-processing factor 19, putative. The record is from RefSeq and is a predicted model, not a curated record. NCBI's taxonomy places the organism in Eukaryota, Apicomplexa, Aconoidasida, Haemosporida, Plasmodiidae. Gene Ontology annotation, biological process: mRNA splicing, via spliceosome; DNA repair; protein ubiquitination. The coding region runs from base 1 to 1497 and encodes 498 amino acids. Gene Ontology annotation, cellular component: Prp19 complex; cytoplasm; U2-type catalytic step 1 spliceosome. Gene Ontology annotation, molecular function: protein binding; ubiquitin protein ligase activity. The transcript has a single exon.
AUGUCAAUAUUAUGCACUAUAAGUGGACAAACACCAGAAGAACCUGUUGUAAGUAAAACUGGUUAUAUAUUUGAAAAAAGGUUAAUUGAAAAACAUAUAAUAAAUUAUGGUAUAUGUCCAGUAAGUGGAGAACUGUUAACUCUACAAGAUUUAUAUCCAAUAAAAAAUGAAAAAAUAGUUAAACCAAGACCAAUUAGUGCAAGUAGUAUACCAGGUUUACUAUCAAUUUUUCAAACUGAAUGGGAUUCCAUAAUAUCUGAAAUGUUCAGUUUAAGAACGCAUGUUAAUGAUAUUAGAAAUCAACUUAGCCAUAGCUUAUAUCAAUAUGAUGCAGCUACAAGGGUUAUUGCAAAAUUACUAAAAGAAAAAAAUAGUUAUAAAGAAGAAAUAGAUAAUUUAAGAAAUCAGAUUUUUCAAUUAAAAAGUGGAAAUGAUAUAAAUGAAUUUGAAAUAGGAAUAACUGAUGAUUUACUAAAUGAAAUGCAAACCACUGCAAAAAAUUUAUUAAUGAAAAGAAAAAAAAGAAAAAUUGAAAAUGUUUGUUCAGUUGACCUUUGGAAAGAAUUUAAAAAUUCAAAUGAAUUUAAUAUACAUUCCUCAGUAGUAGCAGGGGUAACAUGCUUAUCUUUGGAUAUUAACAAAUAUAAAUAUAAUUAUUAUGAUGAUCAUUCAAACCAUAAUUUUUUUUCUGGAGGAAAAGAUGGAAAUAUAUAUUAUGUCUCUUUAUCUGAUAAUAAAAUUUUAUCAAAACUACAAGGACAUUUAAAAAAAAUUAAUUCAAUUGUAUCUCACCCAUCAAAUUUUAUAUGCAUUUCUGGAUCUAAUGAUAAAACUAUCAGAAUCUGGAAAGGAGAUUCUGAUACUAACGAAUAUGUUACUUCUCAUUUAAUAAAAAAACAUAAAGAUAAUAUAACAUCAUUAUCUUUGCAUCCUUUAGAAAAUUGUUUUAUAAGUUCAUCUAAGGAUAAUACAUGGAUUUUACAUGAUUUGGAAACAUCGAAAACUAUUAAAAUUUGUAAAAAUAAUCCAAGUUCUUUUAAAAAUGUAUCUAUUCAUCCAGAUGGAAUGAUGCUAGGAGUUGCAUCGGAUGAUUCAAAUAUUCAUAUAUACGAUAUAAAAAGUCAAGAAUACAAAGCAUCUUUAACAGGACACACAAAAGCAGUAGAAUGUAUUUCAUUUAGUGAAAAUGGAUAUUACUUAGCUUCAUGUUCUAAGGAUAACACGGUAAAAUUAUGGGAUUUAAGAAAAGCUCUUAGUUUUCAAACAUUAGAAUUAGAACAUACUCCAAAACACAUUACAUUUGACUAUUCAGGAAAAUAUUUGUCCGUUUCUAUAGGAAAUGAUAUACAAAUUUAUAACUUUGAAACAAAAAAUGAAGUUACAUUAAUUAAAACUCUUAUGUCUCAUACUGAUGCUGUUACACAAACCUGUUUUGGUAGUAGAACUUCCUAUUUAUUAUCAAGCUCAAUGGAUAAAACCAUUAAAUUAUGGAAUUAA